CAAUCACUGCACACCCACCCACAGCAGCAGACAAAAAAAUUUGCCAGCCACGCGCGCAACCGCUUGCUCUCACCUUUCUUUCUUGCUUGCUUUCUUGCUCUCUCUCUCUCUUGUGUGCGCGUGUGUCUCUUGAUUCUGCCUUUUUCCCUUUGGUCGCAUCCGCGUGCACAUCACCCUUCAUCCACCUGCCGGUCACCCACCCUCCCUUUUCACCCCUCCCACGAGACAACCGCCACCAUGGUGCAUUUCACAGUGAGCCAGAUCCGUGAGAUCAUGGACAAGCGUCACAACAUCCGUAACAUGUCUGUGAUUGCCCACGUCGAUCACGGCAAGUCCACCCUCACGGACUCGCUCGUGUCCAAGGCCGGUAUCAUCGCCGGUGCCAAGGCCGGUGAGACCCGCUUCACGGAUACCCGUGCCGAUGAGCAGGAGCGCUGCAUCACCAUCAAGUCCACCGCCAUCUCCCUGUACUACGAGCUUGACGAGAAGGACAUGGUCUUCGUCAAGCAGGAGAGCCAGGGCAACGCCUUCCUCAUCAACCUCAUCGACUCCCCCGGGCACGUCGAUUUCUCGUCCGAGGUGACGGCCGCCCUCCGCGUCACCGAUGGCGCCCUCGUCGUCGUUGACUGCGUCUCCGGCGUGUGCGUGCAGACCGAGACUGUGCUUCGCCAGGCCAUUGCCGAGCGCAUCAAGCCCAUCCUCUUCAUGAACAAGAUGGACCGCGCUCUCCUCGAGCUCCAGCUGGAGAAGGAGGACCUCUACCAGACGUUCCAGCGCAUCGUCGAGAGCGUCAACGUCAUCAUCGCCACCUACGGUGACGACGACGGUCCCAUGGGCCCCAUCCAGGUCGACGUCGCCAAGGGCACCGUCGGCUUUGGCUCCGGCCUCCACGGCUGGGCCUUCACCCUCAAGCAGUUUGCCGAGAUGUACUCUGCCAAGUUUGGCAUUGACAUUGAGAAGAUGAUGUCCCGCCUCUGGGGCAACCAGUUCUUCAACGCCAAGACCAAGAAGUGGCGCAAGUCCGAGGGCGACGGCUUCCAGCGUGGCUUCAACAUGUUCGUGCUCGACCCCAUCUACAAGCUCUUCGACGCCGUCAUGAACUUCAAGAAGGACAUGACCGCCAAGCUCAUCGAGAAGCUCGACAUCAAGCUCCAGGGUGACGAGAAGAGCCUCGAGGGCAAGCCCCUCAUGAAGGUCAUGAUGCGCCGCUGGCUCCCCGCCGGUGAGGCUCUCCUGCAGAUGAUUGCCAUCCACCUUCCCUCCCCCGUCACCGCCCAGGCCUACCGUAUGGAGAUGCUCUACGAAGGCCCCCACGACGACGAGGCCGCCCUUGGCAUCAAGAACUGCGACCCCGAGGCCCCUCUGAUGAUGUACAUCUCCAAGAUGGUCCCCACCUCCGACAAGGGCCGCUUCUACGCCUUCGGCCGUGUCUACUCUGGCAAGGUCGCCACCGGCCUCAAGUGCCGCAUCAUGGGGCCCAACUACGUGCCCGGCAAGAAGGACGAUCUCUUCAUCAAGAACAUCCAGCGCACCAUCCUCAUGAUGGGCCGCUACAUUGAGCCCAUUGAGGACGUCCCCGCCGGUAACAUUGUCGGUCUCGUCGGCGUCGACCAGUUCCUCGUCAAGACCGGUACCAUCACCACCUCCGAUGCCGCCCACAACAUGAAGGUCAUGAAGUUCUCCGUCUCCCCCGUCGUCCGCGUCGCCGUCGAGGCCAAGAACCCCUCGGACCUCCCCAAGCUCGUCGAGGGUCUCAAGCGCCUUGCCAAGUCCGACCCCAUGGUCCAGUGCAUCAUCGAGGAGUCUGGCGAGCACAUUGUUGCCGGUGCCGGUGAGCUCCAUCUCGAGAUUUGCCUCAAGGAUCUCGAGGAGGACCACGCCCAGAUCCCCAUCAAGAAGUCCGAGCCCGUCGUGUCCUACCGCGAGACCGUCUCCGAGAUGUCCAACAUCAUGUGCCUCUCCAAGUCCCCCAACAAGCACAACCGUCUCUUCAUGAAGGCCGAGCCUCUCGCCGAGGGUCUCGCUGAGGCCAUUGAGGACGAGAAGGUCACCUCCAGGCAGGACCCUAAGGAGCGCGCCCGCUACCUCGCCGACAACUUUGAGUGGGACCUCACCGAUGCCCGUAAGAUCUGGUGCUUCGGCCCUGAGGGCACUGGCCCCAACGUCGUCGUCGAUGUCUCCAAGGGUGUCCAGUACCUGAACGAGAUCAAGGACAGCGUCGUCGCUGGUUUCCAGUGGGCCACCAAGGAGGGUGUGCUCGCCGACGAGAACAUGCGCGGCAUCCGCUUCAACAUCUACGAUGUCACCCUGCACACCGAUGCCAUCCACCGCGGUGGCGGCCAGAUCAUCCCCACCGCCCGCCGCUGCAUGUACGCGUGCUGCCUCACCGCCUCUCCCCGCCUCAUGGAGCCCGUCUUCCUUGUCGAGAUUCAGUGCCCAGAGAACGCCAUUGGUGGCAUCUACGGUGUCCUCACCCGCCGUCGUGGUCACGUCUUCGAGGAGAACCGCGUUGCCGGUACCCCCAUGUACAACGUCAAGGCUUACCUGCCCGUCAUGGAGUCCUUUGGCUUCGACUCUGCCCUCCGCGCCGGUACCGGUGGCCAGGCCUUCCCCCAGUGCGUCUUCGAUCACUGGCAGGUGCUCACCGCCGAUCCUCUCGACCCAUCCUCCAUUGCCGGUCAGAUUGUCAACAAGUCCCGUACCCGCAAGGGUCUCUCCCCCGAGCCCUUCCCUCUGGACAAGUACUACGACAAGCUCUAAGCUCCCCCGUGCUGUUUUGUUUGUGGAUAGUCUUGGUCCUUUCGGGUGUCGUGUUGUGCAUCCAUGUUGGUGUCGUCUUCCCCUUCUUUACGUUGCGCUCCUACUAUACUCUGCCCUUUCUUCCUUCUUCUCCACGCUGUUCUGUCUGUGUUUUGUGUUGCUCUAUGCGACUCUUUACGACCAAACCAGCAAUGUUCGGUCGGUGACGUGUCUUGUGCGUGUGCGUCAUUUGCGUCAUUUGUGCUGCCGCUGUGCUCGUUCUCUGCUGUCUUCGUCGCUCUCCAUGCUCUCUCGUUUGGUAUGUGAAGGAAGUCAUCUCAGGCGACCAGCUCACCACUGAUGAUGUUUUAAAGGCUUUCACGCCUUGUCAAGUACACGGGCAGCCCUCGGCAAAUCCUCCGCAA
Molecule: messenger RNA, 3164 nt
Organism: Salpingoeca rosetta
Lineage: Eukaryota; Choanoflagellata; Craspedida; Salpingoecidae
Product: elongation factor 2
Exons: 3
Coding region: 238-2760 (840 amino acids)
Biological process (GO): translational elongation
Cellular component (GO): cytosol; ribonucleoprotein complex
Molecular function (GO): translation elongation factor activity; GTPase activity; ribosome binding
Source: RefSeq, a predicted model, not a curated record